AUGUGCGGCUCGAGCUCGGAACUAAUUUUCGUUUUUCCAGCUUCACCGCCCGUGCGCGCAGCAAUACCACCUUCCCAACCAUCGUCCAUGGGGCGAAUUUCCUUUAACAUUCUGGGAAUAGCCUCAGGCAAAUCUGACCGCUCUGUCUCCUCCAUCGCGCCGCGCGCGUCGGGAGUGCUCCAGGUCCGCGAAAGACUGGGAGGCGCGGGGCAUUCUUCUCGCAACGCCGCGCGGCCACGGCGCGCGAAGAAGAACAAGAAAGGCAAGCGGACCGGGGCGCGCAAGGCCAAACAUCCCCAGGGGAAGGGGAACAACAAGAAGGGCUCUGGCAGCGUGAGAAGCGGACGCGGCAAACGCGACGCCGGCACUCACGGCGAUCCUUUCAAACGAGGCACGAAUCACAGCAUGCGCAGCAGCGCGAGCAUGCUAACCAGCCUCCAACGCAUCAUCAACGCGCCGCGAGCCGGUGGCUGUAACAUGGCGACUGGCGAAGGGUGUUCCGCUGGCGACCAUCACUACAUUGAUCCUCUUUCCAACGGGCUUCCGAACGGCGGGCCGCUCAUGGCGCAGAUUCAGGCUGCCACAGCGCCACGUAGGCGAGAAGUGGAUGACAUUAUUCAAAACGCGUACGCUGCCAAGUCAACUGGCGAGCUGCGUUACCAGCUGACGCUGUCGCUUCGCUCCAUUCGUAUGGCCCGUCGCAGCAUGUACAUUGCGUCGCCACUGUGCCGUCGCUCGCUCAAGUUCGCCAUUUCGCAGUCCAAGAAGGUUGACAGAUUUCUUCGCAAGGGCGACGUCGCACACGCGCGCAAGCAGACGGUGCUCCUCGCCAAGGCCGUCGUCGACUGUCAGCGAGACGUCGGGAGCGUUAUCGCGAAGCGAAGCAGUAACGGUGCGCCGAAAGCGCAUGGUUACGAAGUAGAGACCGCGACAACACAAGGCACGAGCCUGGCUGGUGGCAGGAACAGCGACGUUGGCGGUUUCGUGGAAUCAUUGUCCGUACUCGACCAAGCCGCCUUCACGACAGCUGCGACGGCUGCGAAAAUCCUCGCCGAAAGUGGCGACGAGUACAGCGACAGCUUUCAGGAGUUGGAGAACGCUGUUAUUCGCUUGAGCGCCGUUGGGCAGACGCUGAAGCGCGUGAGCGGCGCGCGGGGAAUGUCACGCGGAAUUGUGGGACCGGAGGGGAACCAGGGGCUCCAGGAGGUCCUGCAAAAGCCGCCGACGCGUGCGACGAGCAUCGUGGACUUCGUCGUGGAUUACGGAGAGGAGCUGGUUACCACGCUCCCGAAGGACGUAACGACGCUGACCUUCAACGGCACGCUCGGCGCGCGCAUCCACUCCGCGCUGGCCUUCCCCUCGGGGGUGUUUUCCGCGCGCCUGCAGUGUCCGCAGGGGCAGGCGAGCGGGCUCGACACCACCUUCUAUGUGAGACCCCCCGCCCCGUUCGAGUCUUCUCCAAAAUCGCAUCACCUUCCCCUCCCACCCUCCGCCAUUCCCUCACACUUCCUCACACUCUCCCCUCCACCCGUCUCCGCUCCUCGACCCCCUCUCUCCGCGCGCGUUCCCCCACCCGCCACCCCGCAGCUGUCGACGGUGGAGGGCGGCCCGGCGACGGACGCGAUCGUGAUGAGCGUGUUCGGCAACGCGCGCACGCGCGUGCGGUGCAUGGUGAUCGUGGACGGCGUGCCGGGCAGCACGCAGGAGGUGGAGGUGGGCGACGACUGCGCCGUGGGCUUCCAUAACAUCACCAUCAUGUGGAGCAAACAGCUCAUCAUAUGGAUGUACGACAACCAGGUGCUGCGCGUGCUAUCGCGCGACAUGCUCUCGCCCUUCCCGCUCUCCACCACAAUGUUCCUCUACGCCUCGCUCUACGACACCUCGCCCUACCCUUACGCCUGGCAAGCCGGCUACCUCCGCUCUUCCGCGCUCUCCCUCUCCGCCACCUACGCCGCGCCCACCGCGCUCGCCCCUACGCCCUCCCUCAACUUCAACCUGCCGCUGGACCCGUUACUAGGUGCCCCGUUAGAGACACGCCCGAAGGGGCGGGUGAUGGGGCGAGGGGCAAUGUGGCCCGUGGCGAUCGACUACUGCUCGACGCACGUGGAGACGCAGAGGGGGUACCAGUCAAUCCGGUUCGACGGCACGGGGUGUGGCGGGCGCUUCCACUCCACGCUGCGCUACUUCAGCGGAACGUUCUCCGCGCUCUACCAGUGCCCGCGGGGGAACGCGUCCGGUCUCGUGUCCGCGUUCUACCUAUCGUCGGAAGAGGGCAGCAGGUUCCAGGACGAGAUCGACUUCGAGUGGCUGGGCAAGAACCACCGCGCCGUGCAGACCAACUUCUACGUCAACGGGGGCGGCGGCCGCGAGGUGCUCGUGCCGCUCGCCUUCGACUGCUCCGACGCUUACCACAACUACACGCUCUCCUGGACCAGGGAGAAGAUCCGCUGGUAUGUGGACGGCGCGCUUGUGAGGGAGGCGUUAUCCAGUCAGUCUGACGCGUAUCCGGUGAAGCCCAUGUAUGUGUAUGGGUCCAUGUGGAAUGCCAGCUGGGUGGUCAACGGAGGGUGGUCCGGCGCGUAUAGUGGCGUGGACGUGCCUUAUUUCGCCAAGUUUAAGGGUAUUAGGAUCGGGACGGCUUGA
This is a messenger RNA of Closterium sp. NIES-65, 2643 nucleotides long. The record is from the annotation of a GenBank genome assembly. NCBI's taxonomy places the organism in Eukaryota, Viridiplantae, Streptophyta, Zygnematophyceae, Desmidiales, Closteriaceae.